Messenger RNA from Mercenaria mercenaria, 3912 nucleotides. Its product is annotated as putative nuclease HARBI1. The transcript has 7 exons. Lineage: Eukaryota; Metazoa; Mollusca; Bivalvia; Venerida; Veneridae. Bases 1 to 960 code for a protein of 319 amino acids. The record is from RefSeq and is a predicted model, not a curated record.
AUGGCCGCCGUAAUAUUACAAAGGCAACGCCAGCGGCGAAAAAGGCGAAAUUUCAAGGAACGUGUGGUUACCAUUGACCACUUGACAGAGCAGGAGGUCAUCUCCAGAUACAGACUUGACAAGCGUCAAUUGCAGAGUUGGAGGGCCUCUGUUCUCAUUGGGCUGAGAUUUCUGGCUAAGGGUGACUUUUUAUCAGAGGUCGCAGAUUUGCAUGGGGUUUCCAAGGCCACAGCAGCCACUGUAGUGGAUGAGUUCAUUAACAGUGUGAAUCUAAGGUUAAGGAACAUCAGGUUUCCAACAGAUAGAAUUGAGUUAAAUGAAAUAAAAAGGAAAUUCUACCAAAAGUGUAGAAUGCCCAACAUCAUAGGAGCAGUAGAUGGUACGUUAAUACCAAUUCAAGCACCCACAGAAGAUGAGGCAGCAUAUGUUUGUAGAAAGAACUACCAUGCUCUAAAUGUUCAAGCCGUUUGUGAUCCAGAUGCAAGAUUUACAGAUGUUGUUGCCAUGUGGCCAGGGUCCCAGCAUGAUGCAGCAAUUUUCAACUCCUGUGGUUUGAAGAAUCAUCUUGAACUGAAUGAUAUUGGCAUGCUGCUUGGUGACAGUGGAUACCCUCUUAAGAAGUACCUGCUGACACCAAAGCUUAAUCCAAGUACACCACAGGAGGUUGAAUUCAACAAAUACCAUAGUAGAGGCAGAAUAGUCAUUGAGAAAGCCUUUGGUCUAUUAAAGUCACGUUUUCGUUGCCUGCACAGAACUGGCGGAGUACUCCAAUUCAGACCAGGAAAAUGCAGCCAAGUGGUGUUGGCAUGUAUGAGGCUGCACAAUUUAUGUGUGAGCAGAAAUGUACCAGAGCCCCCUGCAGUAGCUGCAGAUGAUGACAAUGCUCCAUAUACAUGUAUUAACAAUCAAGGAGGAGUUGAAGACAGGCAUAUAAGACAAGCUAUAAUCAAUUUGUUCUGACAUUUAAGAUUGUGUAGUGUUUAAAGCUGCUCACCAUCAGAUAUUUGGUGAAAAAGAGAAGUUCCUUCAAAGUGUCUAAGAUAAAUGUCCAUUUUUAGCUCGACUAUACAACGUAUGGAGAGCUAUCCUACUCGACCUGGCCAUAACUCUGGCACCAAUAUUUCAUGAAUUAUCUCCCCUUUUUACUUAGAAUUCAGGGUUAAAGUUUUGGUGCACUUCCACUUUAUCUCAGUUGUUACUGAAUGGAUUUGAUUCAAACUUAAAAUAGUUGUUCAACAUCAUCACACACAUCAUGUGGCACAAGGGUCAUAACUAUGGCACCAAUAUUUCAUGAUUUAUCCCCACUUUAUACUUAGAGUUUCAGGUUAAAAUUUUGGUGCACUUUCACUUUAUCUCAGUUAUUACUAAGUGGAUUUGAUUCAAACUUAAAAUAUUUGUUUAACAUCAUCACUCACAUCAUAUGACACAAGGGCCAUAACUCUUGCACCAGUAUUUCAUGAAUUAUCCCCCUUUUUACUUAGAAUUUCAGGUUAAUGUUUUGGUGCAUUUUUAGCUCGACUAUACGAAGUAUAAGGAGAGCUAUCCUACUCGACCCGGCGUCGGCGUCUUUUCGCGUCCCCACCUUGGUUAAAGUUUUUUUUACACUUUCUCUUUUUUCAACUUAUCUCUGUAACUACUUGAUGGAUUUGCUUCAAACUUGAAAUACUUAUUCCUCAUCAUCAUCCACAUCAUCUGACAUAAGGGCCAUAACUCUGGCACCAAUAUUUCAUGAAUUAUCCCCCCUUUUCACUUAGAUUUUCAGGUUAAAGUUUUGAUGCACUUUCGCUUUAUCUCUGUUAUUACUGAAUGGAUUUGAUUCAAACUUAAAAUAGUUGUUCAACAUCAUCACCCACAUAAUAUGACACAAGGUGCAUAACUCUGGCGCCAUUUUUUCAUGAAUUAUUCCCCCUUUUUACUUUGAAUUUCAGGUUAAAGUUUUGGUGCACUUUCACACUACCUCUGUUAUUACUGAAUGGAUUUGAUUCAAACUUAAAAUAGUUGUUCAGCAUCAUCACCCACAUCAUAUGACACAAGAUGCAUAACUCUGGCACAAUUUUUCAUGAAUUAUUCCCCUUUUUACUUAGAAUUUCAGGUUAAAGUUUUAUGCACUUUCACUCUAUCUCUGUUAUUACUGAAUGGAUCUGAUUCAAACUUAAACAAUUGUUCAACAUCGUUACCCUUAUCAUAAGACACAAGGUGCAUAACUCUGGGACCAAUUUUUCAUUAAUUAUUUCCCCUUUUUACUUAGAAUUUUAGGUUAAAGUUUUGAUGCACUUUCACUCUGUCUCUGUUAUUGUACCCCCCCCCCCCACGACAAUCUUGUGCGCACCAUCUCUCCUCAUCCCCUAGACACAAUUUAAUGAAACUUCACACAAGUGAUCAGUACCAACAGUAGUUGUGCAUGGGGCAUGUAAGGUUCUUUUAGAAAAAAAAUUUGCAGAGUUAUGGGACUUUGUUUUUUUGUUACUAUACUAUAUACAUAGACACAAUCUUGUGCGCACCAUCUCUCCUCAUCCCCUUGACACAAUUUAAUGAAACUUCACACAAGUGAUCAGUACCAACAGUAGUUGUGCAUGGGGCAUGUUAGGUUCUUUUAGAAAAAAAAUUUGCAGAGUUAUGGGACUUUGUUUUUUUGUUACUGUACUAUAUACAUAGACACAAUCUUGUGCGCACCAUCUCUCCUCAUCCCCUUGACACAAUUUAAUGAAACUUCACACAAGUGAUCAGUACCAACAGUAGUUGUGCAUGGGGCAUGUUAGGUUCUUUCAGAAAAAAAAAUUGCAGAGUUAUGGGACUUUGUUUUUUUGUUACUAUACUAUAUACAUAGACACAAUCUUGUGCGCACCAUCUCUCCUCAUCCCCUUGACACAAUUUAAUGAAACUUCACACAAGUGAUCAGUAACAACAGUAGUUGUGCAUGGGGUAUGUUAGGUUCUUUCAGCGACAAAAAUUGCAGAGUUAUGGGUCUUUGUUUCUUGUUAACAUACUAUGUACAUACAGUCUGCAUAUGCAAUCUUGUGCGUGCCUAAUCUACCAAACCCUUGCACACAAUUUAAUGAAAUUUCACACAAGUGAUCAGUACCAACCCUAGUUGUGCAUGGUGCAUGUUACAUUCUUUUAGAUAAAUAUUCUGCAUAGUUAUGGGACUUUGUUUUUUGUUACUAUACUGUAUACAUACAGUCUAUAUACAUACAGUCCACAUAAUUAUGCAAUCUUGUGUGUGUCAAAUUGCAAUGUACUGUGUCAGUGCAUGCGGGGGGUACAUUCAUCACCUUUAGUGAUAGCUCUAGUUACUGAAUGGAUUUGAUUCAAACUUAAAAUAGUUGUUAAACAUCACCCACACCAUGUGAUGCAAGGUGCAUAACUCUGGCACCAAUUUUUGAUUAAUUAUUCCCCCUUUUUACUAAGAAUUUUAGGUUAAAGUUUUGAUGCACUUUCACUCUGUCUCUGUUAUUACUGAAUGGAUUUGAUUCAAACUUAAAGCAGUUGUUCAACAUCAUCACCCACACCAUAUGACACAAGGUGCAUAACUCUUGCACCAAUAUUUAAUGAAUUAUGCCCCUUUUUGCUUAGGGUAUACUUAUAUAGUGUUUUAAUACAUUUUAUCUUUACUUCUCUUAUUACUUUAAGUUGAUAUUUUUGACAUAGACUCAGGCUAUUGUGCAAUAUCUUCAUUCACAAUUGGAGUCAUUAAACACUCCAGUGACAGCUCUAGUUUCCUCAGAUGUGCCCAGUUUCACUAUCCAGCAUCGAAAUAGUCGAGCGUGCUGUCUCCUGUGACAGCUCUUGUUAGCUCACCUGUCACAAAUCGUAAAACUGAAUUUCAUUGACCAUGAAUGUGACCUACUGACUUUCUUAAUAUUUUGUCAUCAGUUUGACAUUUGAAACAUGUAGCUCAUAUUACUAAGGUGA